Strongylus vulgaris is the source of this 759-nucleotide messenger RNA. Lineage: Eukaryota; Metazoa; Nematoda; Chromadorea; Rhabditida; Strongylidae. The record is from the annotation of a GenBank genome assembly.
AUGUGGAAGCCAGAGGUAGCUUACUUGGCUUUGUUUCAGAACAACCACUCACAAGACUCGGAAUCUAAUCAAACAUUGCUCGAAAAUGGACUGAGUACAAAGAGAAAGGAACGGAAAGAAGCUCUACCUCACAAAGCGUUUUCUUUCUGUAUCUUCUUCCUAGCGGUAUUAAUUCCAUUUAUCUGGAUACCCUUUCCUUCACGUCUACUGCGUGUUGAGACAACUAUUGCAACUGCAGUUCUUAUUUUUGUGGGGAAACAGUUUCAGAUGCAUCUUCUCACCAAUCAUGUUAUAGUUUUUAUUGGGGACAUUUCUUAUUCUUUCUAUCUUCUUCAUUGGCCGGUACAUGUGGUGGUCCGUUAUUGCUAUCCCGAAAAUCCGCUAGCUCCCUUCUUUGGAUUAGCUGUUUCUGCUUUCCUGGCCACUAUGACCUAUUAUCUUUACGAAACCCAAUAUUUACGAUGGUCACCACCAACAAUAUUUAUCCUGAUAGCCUUCCUAAUGGGUGGCAGCUUCGUCCUUUCCUCACAGCCUAUAAAUGUGGAUGAUGCUGAUGGAGUAGAUUCAAAAGCUGUCGAUUACUCUAAGAUUAAUGUAGAAGAUGCUGCAUGGAACAUGACUUUAAUGAGAUACCUGAUAGCUAAAGAAAGGAGAAGUACUCAACAUAUGUGGCAUAAGGACUGCACGUACAGCAGAAGAUUUGUUGAAAAUAGGAAUCUCAAGCCUUUCGGGCUCUGCAUGAUGAAGGUGAGGAUUUAA